This is a messenger RNA of Ictalurus punctatus (channel catfish), 3646 nucleotides long. RefSeq names its product adipocyte plasma membrane associated protein (gene apmap). The coding region runs from base 169 to 1416 and encodes 415 amino acids. Gene Ontology annotation, biological process: biosynthetic process. NCBI's taxonomy places the organism in Eukaryota, Metazoa, Chordata, Actinopteri, Siluriformes, Ictaluridae. The record is from RefSeq and is a predicted model, not a curated record. Gene Ontology annotation, molecular function: strictosidine synthase activity. The transcript is spliced from 9 exons.
UGACUUCACACACACACACACACACACAGUCACAGUGUGUAUUGACGUGAUAAAGAGAAGCAGACACGAGCUGUUGUACACUGCAGUACUCUAUCUACUGUAAAGGAAGCUCUCUGCACUUAUUCUGAACAGAACAGUAAGAACUACUGAAAGCUCAGACAUUUCAGUAUGAAUGAGACCGAAGGACUGCGCUUCAGGAAGCUGAAUAGACCUCAGAUUUUAACAGACGAUUCGCGUGAACCUCAGAACAAAAGCACGAGCACAUACAGUGGGAAGGUUUUCCGUGUCACUCUGCUGUCUCUGGCUGUGUUCCUGAUUCUCCCAGUCCUGGUGGUCACUUUUCUCCUGGACUCCCCCAUUCAGCCAGAAGCAUUCAGUCUCAAUGAGCCACCGCUCAUGACUGGUUGCUUUGAACCCAACCUAAAGCUUAGACAAGCAGAAAGACUGUUUGAGGACCAGCUCAUUGGCCCUGAAUCCAUUGCUAAUAUUGGAGAUAUUCUGUACACUGGUACUGCAGAUGGAAGGAUUGUGAAAAUUGAUGGGAGGAAAAUCAAUGUUGUGGCAACUCUGGGCAAGCCUCCAUGUGGGUCUCCUGAGCAGGAGCAUGUUUGUGGACGGCCGCUUGGAAUCAGAGUGGGUCCGAAUGGCACCUUGUUUGUGGCUGAUGCCUACCUGGGUCUAUUUGAGGUUAAUCCUGUCACAGGUGAGACAACACUUCUAGUGAGCACCAAGAUGAUGGUCGGGGGUCGACGUCUCUCAUUUGUCAAUGACCUGGAUGUGACACAGGAUGGGAAGAAGGUGUAUUUCACUGACUCCAGCAGCAGGUGGCAGCGUAGGGACUUCAUGAAACUCAUCAUGGAGGCCACAGCAGAUGGCAGGGUUCUGGAGUAUGAUACUGAGACUAAAGAGGUUGCUGUUAUGAUGGAGAACUUGCGCUUCCCUAAUGGUAUUCAACUCCUUCCAGAUGAAGAGUCUGUUCUUGUUGCUGAAACUACGAUGGCAAGAAUAAGGAGAAUUCACGUGGCUGGUCUCAAUAAGGGAGGCAUGGACACUUUUAUAGAAAACUUGCCUGGCUUCCCUGAUAACAUCCGCCGCAGCUCCUCUGGUGGUUACUGGGUGGCCAUGUCUGCCAUCCGGCCAAACCCUGGCUUCUCCAUGCUCGACUUCUUGUCACAAAGACCCUGGAUUAAAAAUGUCAUAUUUAAGCUCUUCAGCCAAGAAACACUAAUGAAGUUUGUGCCACGCUACAGUCUGGUGGUGGAGCUGCAGGAUGGAGGAACGUGUGUGCGGAGUUUCCAUGACCCUCAUGGCACUGUGGCGGCCUACAUCAGUGAAGCCCAUGAGCAUAAUGGUCACCUUUACCUGGGAUCUUUCCGCUCUCCUUACCUGUGUAAACUUGACUUGAGCAAAGUGUAAAACAGUCCUACAGUAACAUAGGACUAUAUGUCACAGGUAUUUCCUGGGGCUUCUUUAUCAGUUGUGUUACAUAUCCUCAAGAGUCAGUAAACCCUUUUUGUGCCCUCUCCCAUAAUCCUCUGCUGAAUUGAGGAUCCUGAGUCCUUCACACCCAUUCCUGCAUUUAAUACAGAUGCUGUCAUUCAGCUUUGACUCAUGUUUAGGUUUUUGUUCUGCUGAGCCAUGUGACUAUUUUAAUUCUCCCUUUUUAUGUUGAAUGAUGUGUAUAUAUGUAUAUAAGCAUGCCUGCAGAUGUCAGCUUGCUUUAUUUAAAAGAGGUGCCAUUUCUAUAUUUGUUUUGCUCCUAUGACAGGAGGUGCACAGUGUUUGCACUGUGAUCUUUUAUUUUACAUUGGACUGUCAUCUGACCCUUAAAAUAGAGCUGCUGAUUUACUUGAAAACUUUGCCACAGAAGUAUCAGUGCAGAUGAUGACUUGUGAAAUUCAUAACUUCUAGUUGCAGGACUGAAAUGUAACUGUGGAAUGAAGAAACAGUAUUUUACAAAUCCAUUGCUUUACCUUACAAAAUUGACAUUAGAUAUGUUUGAGCAUCUCUGAGCUUCAGUUUGCAAAGCUUUCCGUUUGAGCUUCCGAUCAUUUCAGCUCUGAAUAAGGAACUAGCAAUUAGCAAUAAUUUCCUGUUGAAUGCUUAUGCCAAUUAGUGAAUUGUUUUAACUGUCUGUGGUAGCAUUCAUAGCAGCUACUACAUAGCGUGUACAACAUACAUACAUACAUACAUACAUACAUACAUAAAUAAAUAAAUGUACCUGUUGUACAAACACGUCCAUAUCUUCCGCUGAACAGUAUUGUGGUGCUAAAGCUAGAGACUACACAAGAUCUGGCUUAAUAUGAAAGAUGGAUGCAGUGCAUUUCAAAAACAGCUGCAUGACUGAAUCUUAAAGCAACCUCUUUCAGUCCCUCCAGGACUUUUGCAAUGGCAGAAAUUAACGCAAAAUCAAGCAAACUCUGCAAUAUUCAGGGGAGCUUGUCAUUUCUCAAAAUUACAGCAGAUUUUCCACAGAUUUGGGCCAAGACACCACGUGAUACCAUCACAACACACAUUCAGCAAAAAGCAGUCUUCAAUUCACGUGUCGAACAUGAAUACAGCUAAAAUUUCUCAUUUCAUCACUGUGAAAGUCCAUGCAAAACAAUUUCGUGCCAUUGCAAUUUAGCCAAUUCAAGAAGUUUUCUUCAAAAAACAUCACAAUCAAGCAUCUUUGGCCUCAACAAUCACAAAAAAAAACUGUACGGACUGAUCUUUAUUACCCAACAUAGUAGUACCCAACAUAGCUCUAGCAUAAGCUUUUCUCUUACAGAAGAUUACAACCAGACUAUAUAUUCCAGCUAUAUGAUCAGGACAGACAAUAACUAGGCAUUAUGCAUGAUCAUUGAAGGUACGUUUCAAUUAUACAUACCAAUUGAGUAUUUUAUUCUUAGCCAAUUAACUCAAAUUCAAAGCACAUUCAGAUGCAUAGUUAUUAGUAAUACUUGUUUGAAGGAAGGCAAAGGAAAUAUGUGGUCUUCAUCGUCUUCUGCCAUGGUAUGGCCCACACUUCAAAGUUACAGCGAAAAGUCUGAAAUAUAUAAACACAAAACGUUUGUCCUAAUAUGUUUAGAAAUAGCAGCAUUUGAUACUAAUGAUAAAAGAUUGAAUAUUGAAUAAAACUUAAUGAAAUGAACUGCAGUGAACUUUAUCUAAAGACUAUCCAAAGACUAUCUAGGCAUCAAGUUGUGUAUGCCAUAAUUAUUAGAACUGUAUUUAAUAUUUUCACACUCUUCCCUCUUGAUUUCCAACACAUUUUUAAGCAGAAAACACGUUUCACCUGUUGCAAUGCAUCAUCUUUUGGCUGGAAGUCACAUUUAGCAAGGUCAGCAUUAGCCUCUCUCUUCUUACACAUAGUCCGAGAUAUCUCAAUUUUGAGAAUGUACUUUAUACCUUUGACAAUCUGUGAUAAAGAAAACAAAUAGGGUAGUAUGGGCAGUGUGAUGUUACUUUUAGUAUAUUUCACACCUGAAGACUUAUACAAGAGGUAGAUUGGAGGUCUUACUUGUCUUUGUGCCUUAUCAAUGGCUGAAGCCUUAAAAAAGAAGGCAUCAUUGGACUUAUUGUUGAAGGAGUAGGUUGCAGUAAGGACAGCCAUUUGAACUUCUGUAUCAUUCUUACUGACAUUUUGUGGUUUGCCUGGAGCUGG